UGACAAGGAUUGUAGUUAAUAGCUGUCAUUAGCAUUUUCUGAAAGGAGACAACUACAGCAACAGCUAGUUGUAUUUAUAUAUAGCAACAAUACACAUCUCAGAAUAAAUUUUUCUACCAACGCAACGAUAAGGACAGUGGAUUUUCUCACACUCAGAAUCUUCCACCCCUUGAGUCUGAAGAUGGAGGAAGAUCAUGUUCACUGUAGGUCCUGCUUCAAUCAGAGAUGCAACUUCAGAACUCAACCAGACAUUUCUUGUGAUAUUAUGACCUGUCCUUUAGUGUGUGGGGCUGUAUUUCACUCCUGCAAAGUUGUUGAGCACCACCUUAUGUGCCCACUGAUGAGGGUCCCCUGCCUAAACAGAGACUAUGGCUGCCCCGCCAACCUGGUGCGUAACCAAAUGUAUGCUCACCUCGAUGUGUGUCCAGCAGGAGUGGUGUGCUGCACUAUGGAGUGGAACAGAUGGCCCGUUAGCUGCCUGGACUACACUUCCUAUGAAAGCCUGAGCCGUGGAGUGGAGGAGGUGGAGCAGCUAGACAUGGCACUUGCUCUUCAGGACCAGCGUACACUACUCGAGUCCCUCAAAGUGAUUGCCAUGUCACCCACUGCAGAAGGAGAGCCGUUUCUCCUUGUUAGUAAGGAAAACAGGGAAACGGACUCAUCUUCGCCUACAUCUGCCCCUGAGGCCUCCACCGUUAUUGAUACAGCUUCACACUCAUCAUCCUCACACCAGCCACAACCUCCCCCGUCAGUUUUGGCAAAGGAGAGAAUUGCCAGUGGAAUUAAUGGCUUGAAUGAGGAGCACUUCGGUAAACUCUACGAGGCCACAGUGGAGACGGCAAGAAGCUUAGCUGCUGCUUUGGACUUUGUUAGCAAUGCCAACUCUGUUGACAGCAGCACAGAGUGUGUGAACAGUGGAGCUGUUACUCCGAUGAGUACAUUGAGCGACAAUGGAGACCCUAAGAAUGAACUAGAAAUCAAAACACCAGUAGCCACUGAUGGUUUAAAUAAAAAAGACAUGGAGGUACAAAGUGUCUGUUCUAGCUGUUUGAUAGGAAAUGGGGCUCUCAACGGAACAGAUCCAAAGAUUUUAAAACCUGCAAAUGGACGACUGUCGGGAGCAAUGGAGGCCUUUCCUGUUGAGGUUCAAGAAGACAUGAACGCUGGGGUUUCUCAGGAGCCCGUCACCCCUCAGAUGGCAUCUCCGGGGGAUGUCAGACAGGGAGUGGCACAGAGCGCUGGUCAUGUGUUGCUUGAAGACAGGGGGCUAGCUCUUUUAGAAAACCAUGGGCAUGAUCGUAAAUUUCACAACUACAAUUUUUUUAGGGGCCAAUGUUCAUUACCUAAUGGACGGAAAGGUUACUUCCCAGACAGGUCACUGUAUAGAUUGCGACCGAAAAUGGAGGACAAGGCAGUAGAUACCUCAGAUUUGGAGCAGGAUGAAGACCCCAUGGGUCUGGGAGAAAUCGAUCUUAUCACAGCAGCGCUGUUCUUUUGUUUAGAGGAGUCCAGAGAGUGUAGAAGGAUCUCUGACAAAGUCUAUGUUGAUGGCUACCGUGUUGACUUUGGCACACAGACUUUCACUUUCCCUGCAGCCAUCUUGGUUACCAACACUAGAGUGGGGGACAUAGCUUCUGCAUCUGCCUGUGACCAUGCGGCCCCCCAGCUUUCCUACCCCAGCCCUUUCCGCACUCUCCGCCUCUGCCUUGUCUUGGAAGCUCUGGAGGUCGAGGCAGUCCCACAUAACCGCUACCUCCCUCCUAACCCUCGCUACCAGCAUAUGUUCCCUUUCGUCUGUGGUCAGUCAUUGCGCAGGGACCAGUUUUCUUCCCAUUUCAUAAAUGUCCAUGGUGACAUUCACGCUGGUCUCAAUGGUUGGAUGGAGCACCGCUGCCCGCUGGCAUACUAUGGCUGCACAUUCUCUCAGCGAAGGUUUUACCCAUCCACCCAGGGGGCCAAAGUGGUUCAUGACAGGCACCUCAGGUCCUUUGGGGUUCAGCCUUGCCCAGGGGCUCAACUUCCUGUUGAUUUCCAGUCGGACCAACUUAGUGGGCUUCCCAGUGAGAUAUUGUGGCAUAUAGCUGGGUUCCUGGACAGUUUCAGCCUGUGCCAGCUGUCUCUGGUGUCACGGACUAUGAGGGAGGUGUGUGCCAGCCUCCUCCAGAUAAGAGGCAUAGUGGAGCUGCAAUGGGAGCGAAGACGUUGCCCUGGUACCCCUGGCAAUGUAUCAUGGCAAAUAAAAAAUAGAGUGUGGAGAUUCAGCACUGCCUUCAGCCCGGUGUCAUCAUGGGGUUUCAAUGAUCUCCCCAGCAUGUCGAACCAUCUCAAGAAGUGUCACUUCAACACAGCAGAGCACAAGACGGAGCCCGUUCCCCUUCCUGCCAUGUGCACUGCACGAGAUGGACAGUCGCUGCGCCGCGUCCUGCGUCACAUUAACACCUGACUCAACGCGGCUCGCCUCUUGCUUCUGCACGGGAGUCACUGUGGGAAUAUGUGGAUGUUGCAAUAAUAGAUUUUCUGUCAUUAAAACAAAUAACUCUACCUGUAAUUCACUUAUGAGGAAGCCUUGAAUAAAUCACACCAUGCUUUUCACAAUGAAGGUCUGUGUUUGUGGGUGUCCCUAUGACGAGGAUUUGUGCUAAAAGUUCCACUUUAUUCUGGUUAGAUGAAAAUAUUUUUUUUUUUGAAGACAAAUAUGCACAAUAGAUUGAUAUGAUUCUAUAAGAUAUACUGUAUAACUGUUUGCCUUUGAGUAGUAGCCAUUGGGGAAAAGCAGAUUGUUGGUUAUGUUGCAUUAUCUCUGUGUUACAGAAGCUUUGCCAGUACUUUACACAAGAUUAGCUAAUCCUUUCUUUGUUGAUGUGACCAUAAAUGUUCAGUCUUUCUGAUCCCUAUAGCGGGUGUCAACCCAAGGUGUGUCAGGACAUAAGUCAAAACAGAUGGAUAUUAAUGUGAGGACAGCCUGACAACGCAUGUGAUUUACUACCAUUUAAUAAAGUCUUUAUAGCCUU
Molecule: messenger RNA, 3011 nt
Organism: Notothenia coriiceps (black rockcod)
Lineage: Eukaryota; Metazoa; Chordata; Actinopteri; Perciformes; Nototheniidae
Product: F-box only protein 30-like
Exons: 3
Coding region: 182-2443 (753 amino acids)
Molecular function (GO): protein binding; ubiquitin protein ligase activity; zinc ion binding
Source: RefSeq, a predicted model, not a curated record